AUGGCACUUCAAGAGUCUCAGCACGAGGGUAACUCUCCGCUCCCAGACUCGGAGCCUGUUAUCCAGAUCCAAGAUGCUAUCGCUGCAAGUGACGACGACGAUGCCGACUCCUCAAUUGGCGAGGAAGAGAAUGAAAGACUGGACUUGCAACACGAGCUUUACGUUCGAACGCUCGAUGGUGAGCUCGCUGUAUGUCCCAAAGCGAAAGGCGCGAAUCGUGUCCUCGACAUGGGAACAGGCACUGGCUCAUGGGCAAUUGACUACGCUGAUGCAAAUCCUGAAGCAGAGGUCAUCGGCGUUGACCUAAGCCCAAUCCAGCCAGCUCUCGUUCCACCAAACGUGAGCUUCGAAAUAGACGACCUCGAGAAAGAAUGGACCUGGACCAAGAAAUUCGACUUCAUCUUCGCCCGUAUGAUGCUCGGCUGCUUCACCGACUUUCCCCAAAUCAUCAAAGUCGCUUUCGACAACCUCGAGCCCGGCGGCUAUCUCGAGCUCCAGGAUAUGUCACUCCCCGCGCGCUCCGACGACGGAACCCUCCACCCAGAAAGCUAUCUCUCCAAGUGGUGCAGAUCCUGCUUCGAAGCUGGUCAGAACCUUGGCCGUCCUGUAUUUCCGACAACAGAGUAUAAGAACUACCUCGCUGCUGCGGGGUUCAUUGAUAUCGUCGAGGUUCAACAGAAGUGGCCGACGAAUCCAUGGCCGAGAGAUAAGAAGUUCAAAGAGCUGGGGGCGUGGGCUUGCGCAAACAUCGCCGGUGGCUUGGAUGGCUUGUCGUUGGCGUAUUUCACGAGGGGGCUUGGGUGGUCGACUGAGGAGACGAGGGUGUUUUGUGCGCAUGUGAGAAAGGAUUUGCAGAACCCCAGGAUCCAUGCUUAUUGGCCAAUCUACUUUGUCUAUGGUAGAAAGCCCCUUACGCCUGCAGGAUCCCCAUAA
Messenger RNA from Fusarium musae, 933 nucleotides. RefSeq lists its product as uncharacterized. The transcript is spliced from 8 exons. Gene Ontology annotation, molecular function: methyltransferase activity. The coding region runs from base 1 to 933 and encodes 310 amino acids. Lineage: Eukaryota; Fungi; Ascomycota; Sordariomycetes; Hypocreales; Nectriaceae. The record is from RefSeq and is a predicted model, not a curated record.